Trifolium pratense (red clover) is the source of this 1692-nucleotide messenger RNA. RefSeq lists its product as uncharacterized. The transcript has a single exon. Bases 1 to 1692 code for a protein of 563 amino acids. NCBI's taxonomy places the organism in Eukaryota, Viridiplantae, Streptophyta, Magnoliopsida, Fabales, Fabaceae. The record is from RefSeq and is a predicted model, not a curated record. Gene Ontology annotation, molecular function: nucleic acid binding; zinc ion binding.
AUGACUUCAAACAAUUUUUAUGGGGAAAUUUCCAUAAAUAGACCACCACCCUUCAAUGGUGAAUGGUAUGGUUAUUGGAAAGAAAAAAUGAAAAUUUUUCUUCAAGGUAUAGACCUUGAUAUAUGGGAUGCCGUGGAAAAUGGUCCUUUUAUUCCCACUCGUUUAGUUAAUAAUGUAGUGGUGAAUAAACCAAGAAAUCUUUGGACCAAAAAGGAAAAAGAAAAGGUACAAUACAAUUUGAAGGCUAAAACAAUCAUAAGUAUUGCUUUAAGCAUGGAUGAGUUUUACCGAGUUUCAAAUUGUAGUACCGCCAAGGAAAUGUGGGACACCCUUCAAGUGACCCAUGAGGGAACUCCCGAGGUCAAGAGGGCAAGAAUGAACACAUUAACUCGUGACUAUGAACUAUUUAUGAUGAAAUCGGAAGAAAAUAUAAAAGAUAUGCAAACACGAUUCAUCCACAUAGUUAAUCAUCUCCGAGCACUUGGAAAAACUUUCAAUAAUGAGGAUUUAAUUAACAAAGUUCUUGGAUGUCUAAAUCGGAGUUGGCAACCCAAAGUGACUGCCAUUUCAGAAUCUAGAGAUUUAGCAUCUAUGGACUUGGCUACUCUUUUUGGAAAACUGCAGGAACACGAGAUGCAACUAAAUCGACUCAUAGAAAAUGAAGAAGGAGAAAAGAAAAAGAAAGGGCAUGCUUUAGCUGCAACUACCAAAAAUAGUGACUUUGAAGGUGGUGACAGUUCUGAUGAAGAUGACGUGGACAUGGCUUUAAUGUUUCAAAAUUUCAAAAAGUUCAUGCGACACCAAGCUAAACCAAAACAAUUUCGAAAUUCUCAAAAGAAAAGUGACGAAGGAACCUCUUUCAAUCCAACAUGCUAUAAGUGUGGUAAGAAAGGUCAUAUAAAAUCUGAGUGUCUGCUGUAUCAAAAGAAACAUGAGAAAUUUGAUAGAAGACCACAAAUAGAAUCUAAAGGGAGAAGGGCUUACAUUUCAAGGGACGACAAUGACAUGGAUUCAUCCGACGAAUCAGAUAAUGAGGAAGCAAAUCUAUGUCUCAUGGUUAAUCAAGAAGAAGAGGUAAAUUCAUUUGAAUCUGAGCCCAACUUUACUUAUGAUGAGUUGUUUUUUAUUUGUGAAGAAUUAAACAAAGAGUCUAGUAAAUUUAAAAAAAUUGUUUCUACUUCUAAGAAAACUAUUUCCACUCUUGAAUCAAAAAUUGAAGUUUUAAAUAAGGAAAUAGAUAUUCUUAAAGAGAAACAAGCUUUUGUAAGUAAAGUCUCUACUUACACCCCUUGUGAAAACAACAAAGAAAAUAUUGAAUGUAAUGAAUGCAAUAUAUUGAAAGAUAAAGUUGAAGAUUUGAAUAAUGUUCUUGCAAAAUUCACAAUGGGUAGAGACAAACUAGACAUCAUUUUGGGCAAUCAAAAGGCAAGUUAUAAUAAAGUCGGUUUGGGUUAUCAACCAAAAAGACACACUUUACCUUUUAAAAGAAGAAAUUUUAGCUCAAACAAGACUUCUUGUAGACCUUUUGUUAAAUGUUUCUAUUGCAACAAAAAUGGUCAUACUUCAUCGAUUUGUAAUUUGAGAAAGAACCAAUAUUUAAAUAAUAGGUGGGAAGGAAUCUCAAAUGGCACUUUGCCUAAAGCUAACUCUAAAGGACCCAAAAUGAUUUGGGUACCAAAAGCCAAAAAUUGA